Messenger RNA from Durusdinium trenchii, 1328 nucleotides. The record is from the annotation of a GenBank genome assembly. NCBI's taxonomy places the organism in Eukaryota, Dinophyceae, Suessiales, Symbiodiniaceae.
AGGUGCAGAACGGAUCAGCCCGUCUCAUGUUGGAUGCCACGACUCACAAGAAGUUGGUUCGUGUCGUUGACGUAGUCCUCUUGAGACUCUACUCGUCUCAAAAGAAGGAUCGUUUGCUGAUUGAAGUGGCGGAGCAGUAUCCCGAUGGUCGAAGGAGGAGUGCAACCCGACUGCCUGGCAGUAAGAAGCUCCCUCACGAGAACAGCCAGGAGACGGCCAUCCGCAUCAUGAAGGAUCUUCUGGGAAUGAGCGCUGCUGGUGCGCACUUUGUUUUCGAAGACAAAGAAGUUUACGAAGAGGAGAUGGAUUCUCCUUCCUUUCCUGGGGUCAGGACUGUCUACAGGAAGGAGAUCCUUGAAGGGUGCCUGAAGGAAACAAAUGAGAAGGAGGCUUUGGCACGAAUUGGUCUUCCCGACUUCUGCACCUGGAGCACGGAGGACUGCAAGAGCAACACCAAGUUCUUUGCCUGGAUGACUGAGCAAGAAGCCAACAAGAACAAGGUGAAGCUCAAGGCCGAAGGCAGCGAGGAGGUCUCUGGCCUUGUGAUGCCUCCCGUGGGAAUGAGCGAAAAGGACCUCAUCGAACACCUCCAUGGCCGCAAUGUGGAUCUCAGUGGCUUUGGCAAGGGUAUGGCCAAGUCUCUCAAAGAAUUCAGCCGUGAGCUGAUGCAUGGCGAGUCUUCCCUUCUCAUCGAUGCUGCGGGCAAGGUGGUGCGGGUGGUUGACCAGGUGUGCCUUGUGAUGGUAAGCCCAUCUGACAAGAUCAUGGUAGAGGCGGCAUAUGCAGCUCCGGAUGGCUCAAAGCAGUGGCUGAAGCGUUUACCGGUGGCGAAAGCUCGGCCUGAUGAGAGCCAGUUUGUCACCGCACGUCGGUUGCUGCAAAAGCAGAUCCGAAUAGACGCGAACCAGGUGAGAUUGGAUCCAGCAAAGACGAAGAUAUUGGAAGAGUGCGGAGAAUGCUCUAGAAUACCUGGGAUGCUCACGGUCCACAGGCGUCGCUUGAUCGAGGCGACCGUCAUGUGACCGCGGGCAGCCUGGAUGCAUUGGAUGUUCUCGGGGUUUGUUCAAGUAUAGAUGUGUGAAUUUGUGACUGAAGCAGUAUCAUUGAUGAUGCAUUAGUCAUGUGUAUUCUUGGUGUUGUUUCAUCGCACACUAUUUUCAUGGACAUGUAGCGACAGGUGUCAAAAGUAGUAUGGUUGAAAUCCGGGUCAGGGCUGCAGGGUUUCUGCUCACUGAGAGCGCGAUGCGAAUUGGUUUUACAGCACCUGCGGGUUUCACUGUCUCACCUGGUUCGAGCGGAGCAGGUUAGACCCUCGCUGCAGGUCUUCC